ACCGCCGACAGCAUGAAUUAUUUCAUAUUUUCCCGUUCAAAUUAAAAUAAAAGUUUUUAUAAUAAAUCGACGACUAAAAUGAAUAUAAAAGCAUUUUUUGAAAUUUUCUCAGUGGUCUUUGUAUAUUUAUAAUAAAGUUAAUCGAAGUAAUUACGUAAAUUCUUUAUACACGGUGGUGUUUUACCAAAUUAGGUUAGGUGCGACUUGAAACAGUAUCUUUUAAAUAUAAUUAUGACUUAUUCCGAAGGAAACGGGUUUAUAGAUCAACCAGGCGUUGUUGAAAAUGGGCACCAGCGGUACACUAUUCGACAAGCAUAUGAAAAUGGCGGCAUCAAGGCCGGGGCUUCCCGCGCAGCCGGCCUCGCCUACCGCGUGCUGUCACGUCGCAAGGCGGCCGAGGAGGGGGUGGCCCGCCUGGCCAGGGUCCUGUCGGCUCUGGACCUGACCGCGCUCGGUGUCGGCAGCACCCUGGGCGUGGGGGUCUACGUGCUGGCCGGAGACGUCGCCAAGAACUACGCGGGGCCGGCGGUUAUUCUGUCGUUUUUGUUGGCGGCCGUUGCCAGCGUGUUUGCUGGUCUAUGCUAUGCGGAGUUCGGAGCCCGCGUACCCAAAGCUGGCUCGGCAUACGUGUACAGUUACGUGUGUGUGGGUGAAUUCAUCGCCUUCAUCAUCGGUUGGAACCUCAUACUGGAGUAUAUUAUAGGAGCGGCAUCAGUUGUGAAGGCUCUCAGCGAGUAUGUGGACUCACUUCUGGACAAGGCCAUAUCCAGCUCGCUGCAGGCCGCAUUCCCUAUGGACUCCCCUCACCUGGCCAGCUACCCGGAUAUACUCGCUUUCACCGUCAUCAUGGCGUUUUCUGUGGCCCUAGCGUUGGGCGUGAAGGAGUCGACGAAGUUCAACAAUAUCUGUACAGGAGUCAACUUGUGUGUCGUGUUAUUUGUCAUCAUAUCGGGAUCCUUCAAAGCUGACACGAGAAACUGGCGCAUCCCGCCAUCGGAGGUUCCCCGCGACUUCGGGCGCGGCGGGUUCGCGCCGUACGGGCUGGCCGGCAUCAUCCGCGGCGCCGCCGUGUGCUUCUACGGGUUCAUUGGAUUCGACUGCGUCGCCACCGCCGGCGAGGAGGCUCGCCAGCCCCAGAAAUCGAUUCCGUUCGCCGUGGUGGCAUCGCUACUGGUCGUGUUCCUGGCGUACUGCGGCGUUUCCACCGUGCUGACUCUGAUGCUCCCGUACUACAUGCAGGACGAGAAGGCGCCGUUCCCGUUCGUUUAUGACCAUUUGGGGUGGAAGUGGGCGAAGGUCGCCGUCAGCGUCGGCGCCACGUGCGCCUUGGCGUCCAGUCUCCUCGGCGCAGUGUUUCCACUCCCGCGCAUCAUCUACGCGAUGUCUUCGGACGGGUUGCUGUUCAAGUUCCUGGGGCGCGUCUCCGAAAGGUUCCAGACCCCGCUGGUGGGAACGAUGAUAGCUGGGCUGUUUACAGGCACUUUGGCAAUGAUCUUCCGAUUAGAACAGCUGAUCCACAUGAUGUCGAUCGGGACUCUCCUGGCGUACUCCAUGGUGGCUUCCUGUGUUCUACUACUCAGAUACGAGCGCAGCCAAUCAUCUCACCGCUCAUCUGAAGCGCUGAACCUCACGUUCAGGAGCGCAUUCAGGCAGCUGGUCAACGCUGAUCAUCAUCUCACACCGACUAGACUCAGCUCGGCCAUUGUUUCAACGCUGGUGACUUUGUAUUGUACCUGGUGUUUCCUAACGAUGUGGACCAUCAACCAGUACGGGGAGGACAUCCUCCGAGGCUCUGUCGGCCCCGCCGCGCUCACGGGCGCGGGCGCGGCGCUGGCGGGCUGCACCCUGUACGCCAUCUCGAGGCAACCGGUGUCUGAGAAGAAACUGGCUUUCUCUGUGCCGCUGGUGCCGUGGCUUCCCGGCAUAAGCAUCCUGAUCAACGUGUACCUGAUGCUGAACCUGGAUUACAUGACCUGGGUGCGAUUCGCCGUGUGGUUGGCGGCUGGCCUCCUCAUCUACGCGACCUACGGCGCUUGGCACAGCUCGGAGCGGCGUCGAACCCACGACGUUGUCCAGCUAGCCCAGCUCCACGCCGACAGCCACACCGCGCUGCUGGCGCACAACGGGCUCCAGCACACCCUGGGCUGACAGGAGCUGACCAGCCCCAGGGGUACUAUCGUCAGUUUCAUAUCCAGCAUCUAGGUUUAGAUAAUAGUGAGUGAUUGCAGAAUAGGUUGUACAAGAACCUCCUUGUUUUAACAUGGGUUGCAGCCCUGGGCUGAUGUGAUUUGGUGACCCCCAGGUGGAAUCGAGGGUCAGUUUUACUUCCAGCAUUUAGGUUAAGUUAAUGAUUGCAGUAUGUAUUGCAUGACAUUGGAUUAUAAUUAACUUAUCUGUCCAGUUAUGAGCAUCGCAUAUCUUUGUUACCAGAAGUACAACCACAUACCAUGAAUCAGAAUAAAAAAAACAUACGUCUAUAUCCCUUGCGGGGUAGACAGAGCCAACAGCCUUGAAAAGACUGAACUGACGUUCAGCUAUUUGGCUUAAUGCUAGAAUUGAGAUUAGUUUUAAAUAGUGACAGGUUGCUAGCCCAUCGCCUAAAAAGAAUCCCAAUUUUGUAAACCUAUCCCUUAGUAGCCUUUUACGACAUCCGUGGGAAAGAGAUGGAGUGGUCCUAUUCUUUUUUUUGUGUAUUGGUGCCGUACACGGCAUCAGAAAAAAAACCUGUCAAAAUGUCAAAACGAUGAUAUCAAAUUAAAGGCAAAUUUCAUGUUAUGAAGUAUUGAUUUCUCUCUGGGACAAAUGUAUGUACCUAUGUCAGUGUUCAUAAUUGUAUGUUUGUAAUUUUGCUCUGAAAAAAUUUCCUCACCGAAUCCAUCUCAACUAAUAUUAUAAAAUGCGAACGUAAGUUUGUUUGUUUGUUGUUCCUUUUACGCGUUAUCUAAUGAACCAAUCUUCUUGAAAUUUUGAACUAAAAGUCUGAAGAUGACAUAGGGUACUCUUUAUCAUGGCAAAAAGUUCCCGUGGAAUUUGCGAAAAACCCCGUAUUCUUUUGUAAAUGGCGCUUAAUUCGCUCGGGCGAAGCUGCGGGUAAUAGCUAGUUAUACAUAUAAUAAGUGUGAAUGUAAUUCGGUUGGCACAUCUAUAAACAGCAUUAAGUGAGAUUAAAGUUACAGCUUAAUCAUUUAAGUGUGUAUGUGUAUUUCUGAUUUUUAUUAUUUAUUUAGUGUAGACAUAGCGUUAGCGUAGAAAUGUAAUUUUUUUUUAUAACGUGAUGAAAUAUAAUUAUUGUGAUCGAUCAGUUAUUAAAAUUAUUCACGUAAUUUAAUUUUAAUAAUGUACUUAAGAAUCUCCGUACAAGUUCCUUUAUAUAGUAUUGUACCAAACCUAUCUUCACUUUAUUUUUUUAAGUAUAAAGUAAAUAAAAAAGUAUUCCUUUAAUGAUAAAAAAUAAAACACGAAGAAUGUGGAUGAUGCAAAAAAAUUAUGGCGAGGUGGUAUUAAGAUUGAUAGAUAUAUUUGAGUUUGACAGCUGUCAUUCUAAACACCCGCUUCUUUGCUGCCGCUUCCAAUGUAGAAGAAGCGGUAACAAAGUGCACUGCAGCAUUUACUUAAACAACGUCAACUUCACAAUUAUACAAAAUUAGAAUUAGAAAUGUGGACCAGAGAAAACAUUGUUAUGAUGUAUGGAUUUUAUUGAAAUUUAAGACAUUUGAGACAUAAAUAUAAUCAUGCCUAUAUCCCUUGCGGAGUAGACAAAACCAACAGUCUUGAAAAGACUGAAAGACAAAUUCAGCUGCAUGGCUUAAUGAUUGAAUUGAGAUGAGUUUGACAGUUGUCAAUAAAAGGUACAAGUCUUUUGUUGAUUUAAAAAACAUUGUGAAAUCGUAUUACCUUAAAUGACAUCAAUUUAUUGUGAACUAUUUGUUUUUUUUUUUAUAUUAAGCACUGCCUCAAGCAACCAAGUAAAUAAUUUUAGGUUAAAACCGUAAAAGAAAAAAUAUAUGUUAAAAAAUAUAUUUUGCACUUCUAUUUAUUUGUAUGUCUUCAGUAUUAAUCGCGCGAGGCUGUGAAGCAGUGUAAAAUUAACUUCGCUGAAAAUUUAAAUAUUUAUUUAUUUUUGGUUGAUAUUAUGUUUGAUCUGUUUUGUAAUAGUAUGUGAAUAUAUAUAUUAUAUAUAUGUAAUCUGACUUGGUGAAUGAAAAAUUAUUAUCAUACAGAUUUUUACAAAAAAAAAAUUGUAACAUUAAAAUUCGGACUUAAUUGUAAUUUUUUUGUUUAUUUUUAUAUAUUUUAAAUAAGAUCAUAACAAUGUAAAAAAAAUAAAUGUACCACUAUGCUAUGCUUUUAAAUAUUUUUGAUUGCAAUUUUAUCUUUAUAGUAUUUUAAAUAUUAGAAUAAUUCAUAAUUUAAUAAGGAUUUAUUAUGAUGCAAGUAGGAUUAUAGUUAUCAGAAUAUUAUCGGACCAAUAUUGAUUUUGGCUGUAUGUAAUUGUUAGUUAGGCAUAUUUAUACUCGUAGUAAAAAAAUGGCUAAGCCAUGGCUAUGUGUAUUGUAGUUGAAAUAAAUAUAUGUA
This is a messenger RNA of Amyelois transitella, 4575 nucleotides long. Its product is annotated as cationic amino acid transporter 2. Gene Ontology annotation, biological process: transmembrane transport; amino acid transport. The transcript has 13 exons. The record is from RefSeq and is a predicted model, not a curated record. Gene Ontology annotation, molecular function: amino acid transmembrane transporter activity. Gene Ontology annotation, cellular component: plasma membrane. Lineage: Eukaryota; Metazoa; Arthropoda; Insecta; Lepidoptera; Pyralidae. The coding region runs from base 232 to 2148 and encodes 638 amino acids.